Molecule: messenger RNA, 1254 nt
Organism: Aspergillus saccharolyticus JOP 1030-1
Lineage: Eukaryota; Fungi; Ascomycota; Eurotiomycetes; Eurotiales; Aspergillaceae
Gene: aspB
Product: septin AspB
Exons: 5
Coding region: 1-1254 (417 amino acids)
Biological process (GO): cytoskeleton-dependent cytokinesis
Cellular component (GO): septin complex; microtubule cytoskeleton; septin ring
Molecular function (GO): GTP binding; GTPase activity; molecular adaptor activity
Source: RefSeq, a predicted model, not a curated record
AUGAAGAAUGUCGUUCGUCGCAAGUUGACGGGCUAUGUUGGUUUCGCCAAUCUGCCGAAUCAAUGGCACCGCAAGAGUGUACGCAAGGGCUUCAACUUCAACGUCAUGGUUGUCGGUGAAUCUGGGCUCGGAAAGUCGACUUUGGUCAAUACCCUCUUCAACACCUCCCUCUAUCCCCCCAAGGAACGCACUGGACCUAGCCACGACAUUAUUCCCAAGACUGUUUCUAUUCAAUCUAUCAGUGCCGAUAUCGAGGAGAACGGCGUGCGCCUGCGCCUGACGGUCGUUGAUACCCCGGGAUUUGGUGAUUUCGUGAACAACGAUGACUCGUGGCGUCCGAUUGUCGAGAACAUCGAGCAGCGAUACGAUGCGUACCUUGAGGCUGAAAACAAGGUCAACCGGACCAACAUCAUCGACAACCGGAUUCACGCCUGUGUCUACUUCAUCCAGCCCACCGGCCACUCGUUGAAGCCUCUUGAUAUCGAGGUCAUGCGCAGACUGCACACCAAGGUCAAUCUGAUUCCUGUGAUUGCCAAGGCCGAUACCCUUACGGAUGAAGAAAUCGCUGCCUUCAAGCAAAGAAUCCUUGCCGAUAUCCAGCACCACUCCAUCCAGAUUUUCGAGGGUCCCCGCUAUGAGCUCGAUGACGAAGAGACCAUUGCUGAGAACCAGGAGAUCAUGUCCAAGGUUCCUUUCGCCGUGGUUGGAGCCAAUGCCGAGGUCACUGCUGCCGACGGCCGCAAGGUCCGUGGACGUAGCUACCCUUGGGGUGUCAUCGAGGUCGACAACGAGGAGCACUGCGAUUUCGUCAAACUCCGCCAGAUGUUGAUCCGCACGCACAUGGAAGAGCUCAAGGAGCACACGAACAACAGCUUGUACGAGAACUACCGUUCCGACAAGCUUACCCAGAUGGGUGUCGCCCAGGACCCGAGCGUGUUCAAGGAGGUUAACCCGGCUGUCAAGCAAGAGGAGGAGCGUGCCCUCCACGAGCAGAAGCUCGCCAAGAUGGAGGCGGAAAUGAAGAUGGUGUUCCAGCAGAAGGUGGCAGAGAAGGAAAGCAAGCUGAAGCAGAGCGAAGACGAACUAUACGCACGGCAUCGCGAGAUGAAAGAUCAACUGGAACGCCAACGCCUGGAAUUAGAAGAAAAGAAGGGUCGCCUGGAAACAGCCCAGUCCAGCCAGCCUCCCUCGUCAGCGCAACUAGCUACUACUCGAUCUCGUCGAGGUCACCAAAAACGAACGCCAUUGUCAUAA